AUGAACGACACAAACACCUCCCUGUCGGCAGUCCCCCAAUCUCUCUUCCCCCUUUACCGCGUGGACUACGAGAUCUUUCUCGGUUUAACACUGGCCAUCUGCGCCAUCGGCAUCGCCAUCUUCGUCCUCUUCCUUACCGGUAUCCUGCAGCAGCCCAAACUCUUCCGCGCCUCACGCUGGCUGAUCAUCAACCAAACCAUCACCGAAUCCAUGCUGCUGGGCUUCCAUCUGCCGGCGGCAUGCAUCGGGGUGUAUGUUGCCGAGACCGGGAAUGGACAUUCUUACUUCUUUGGGGAAACCUUCUGUUUGCAUCACAAUUUUGUCUUCAUGUCCACGCUGACCGCCAGCACGUGGGGUCUGUGUAUGCUGGCGCUAAACCGCUUUUUGGCCAUCUUCGCCACGAAUCCCCAACAGUAUCAAAGAUGGUCUUCCAGGCGGGUGCAAGUGAAACAGAUUGCUCUGGUCUGGUUCAUCGGAUUCUCGUGUCAUGUGUACUUUUACGCGGGCAAGAACACCACCGCAGCACCGUACCCACUGAAGCAGUGCCGGGCGCUGAAUAAUAUCGGUUUCCUGCUGGAGCAGAUCUUUGGGGUGUACGCUCCGCUGUCCAUUACGGCGUUGGCCUACAUGUUGAUGUUUCUGAAAAUGUGGCGCAACAGGAUGCGCACCCGCGCUCUUCCGCUGACCACCGCGUUGAACCAGGGAACGCUGCGGACAGGCCUGCAGCGGAACACGCACCAGCGGCGUAUCCGUCUGGUGCAAAUCCUCUUCGGAGUGGCCGUGGUGCAUUGCGUCGCCUUCCUAACCUACCCCAUGGCGCUGUGGUUUUAUGGGCAGGCCGCUCACAAGAAUCCCAUCCUACCGCUGUAUUUUCGCACCUUAAUCCAUACCGGCCAAUUAUCCACACCGGUAACAUAG
This is a messenger RNA of Paramacrobiotus metropolitanus, 918 nucleotides long. Its product is annotated as allatostatin-A receptor-like. Gene Ontology annotation, biological process: neuropeptide signaling pathway. NCBI's taxonomy places the organism in Eukaryota, Metazoa, Tardigrada, Eutardigrada, Parachela, Macrobiotidae. Gene Ontology annotation, cellular component: neuron projection; membrane. Gene Ontology annotation, molecular function: neuropeptide binding; G protein-coupled receptor activity. The coding region runs from base 1 to 918 and encodes 305 amino acids. The record is from RefSeq and is a predicted model, not a curated record. The transcript has 2 exons.